Nematolebias whitei (Rio pearlfish) is the source of this 1130-nucleotide messenger RNA. Its product is annotated as cytoplasmic phosphatidylinositol transfer protein 1. The transcript has 10 exons. Bases 253 to 1080 code for a protein of 275 amino acids. Gene Ontology annotation, biological process: phospholipid transport. Lineage: Eukaryota; Metazoa; Chordata; Actinopteri; Cyprinodontiformes; Rivulidae. Gene Ontology annotation, cellular component: cytoplasm. Gene Ontology annotation, molecular function: phosphatidylinositol binding; phosphatidylinositol transfer activity. The record is from RefSeq and is a predicted model, not a curated record.
GAAACGUUCGAGCUCAUUUCUCCUCACGUUCAGUGCUGGAGAAAGUCCGUCCGCUGGUUCUGAUGAUAAAAGAAGUCAAGCGUAACUCGGGGUCCAUUUUCUUACUCGGGCUGCCCACACAUGUGCUGACACCUCUCCAGAUAUUACACGUAUCCCGUCGGGCGGCGGAAGGAAUUCUCAUUUAGCUGCUGUGACACAUUUGUAAAAAAAACAAAAAAAAAACACCGAAUAGCGGGAACGAGAGGGGAGAAGAUGUUAAUGAAGGAGUACAGAAUAUGCAUGCCUCUCACAGUAGAGGAGUACCGGAUCGGGCAGCUGUACAUGAUCAGCAAACACAGCCAUGAGCAGAGCGAUCGAGGGGAAGGGGUGGAGGUCGUACAGAACGAGCCGUUUGAAGACCCAAUUCAUGGCCAAGGCCAGUUCACAGAGAAACGAGUCUACCUCAACAGUAAAUUACCCAGCUGGGCUCGAGCAGUGGUUCCUAAAAUCUUCUAUGUCACAGAGAAGGCAUGGAACUACUACCCAUACACCAUUACAGAAUACACUUGCUCAUUCCUGCCCAAGUUCUCCAUCCACAUAGAGACAAAAUACGAGGACAACAAAGGAAGCAAUGACAACAUCUUUGAAACCGAACUGAAGGACCAAGAGAGGGAGGUGUGCUUUGUUGACAUCGUCUACGAUGAAAUCCCUGAGCGCUACUAUAAAGAGUCAGAGGACCUGCGGUAUUUCAAGUCUGAGAAGACGUCAAGGGGCAUGCUGCAGGAAGGCUGGAGGGACACACAGGACCCCAUCAUGUGCUCAUACAAACUGGUCACAGUCAAGUUUGAGGUGUGGGGUCUUCAGACCCGAGUAGAGCAGUUUGUACACAAGGUAGUUCGAGAUGUGCUGCUGCUGGGACACAGACAGGCUUUUGCUUGGGUUGAUGAGUGGAUCGAUAUGACUUUGGAUGACGUGCGGGGUUACGAGAGAAAAAUGCAUGAGAAAACCAACAUUAAAGUUUGCCAUGAGCAGCAAGAGCAUUCCACAACAAACCCAUCUGCACUGGAUGACAUAGAGAUCCAUGACACAGCAAGUACAUGACAAUGGAUGAAGUGAGAGAGUUUGAGCGCACCAUCCAGGAGGCCACCAAC